AUGAAAGUAUUCAUCCACAACGUAAAUACCUACACAGGGAGCUGCCUGUGCGAAACGUUCAAAGAGGUGAGGAAUGAAAAGACGGAGGUAUAUGGAACUGUGGUAGAGCCAAGCAAAGGGAAGAAUGGCCUCAAGUAUGAUUAUGGGGAGGUCACAAAGGUGGUGUCGAGGAUCCCCAAGGACAACAUUGUGAAGCAGCUACUACAAUGCGAUUUAAUUAUAUUUGAUUUAAACAAUACGAAUGUGGAGGAACUAGAAUAUAUUAUACGGAAGGUCAAGUAUGAGCAGCUGAAGAAGGAUAUCACCUUGGUGCUCAUUUCCUCUGUCAUGACUUGGAACAAGACCAAAAGGAAAUUUUCUCUCCAGGGGGAGAAUAGCUAUACUGAAUCUGUGGGAGAAACAAAAGGGGAACAUGUUUCAGCGGAAGACUCCACCUACAGUGGUACCACUAAACACAUCAACGUGCCGGAAGUCUUCACAGAAAAGGAUUACAUGAAAAGAACACCCUCUAGACAAUACGAGCAACACAAAACUAUUGAAACUCUAAUCUUAUCGCUGAACUCAAGGAACAAACUAAGCACAUAUGUGGUGGCAUCAGGGAUCAUGUAUGGAAAUGGGGAGAAUAUAUUUUUUCCUAUUUUUAAAAAUGCUUGGCUAAGUGCAGACAAUCAUAUAAUAGACCAAGGAAAUAACUUUAUUCCUCUUAUUCAUGUGAAAGGUCUGUGUCAGUUCGUGAAGGAGGUGUAUUUGAGACAGCCACUAAGGAAAUACCUCAUUGCUGUGGAUGACGAACAUCUAACUCAGAAGAGAUUAAUUACAACGGUUGGAGAUUUCGUGUCUGAAAAUUCCACGUACCUUAGCGUGUCUCCUCACGAUUCGUUGCUCUUUGAUUACGCGGAGGUCAUGUGCGUCAACUUGAGGUUCUCCUGUUCGCAGUUGUGGGAGGGAAGCGAUGGAGAGGGUGAACAGGCGGGGGGAGGUGAACACCAUGAAGAGGGUGGAGAGGCGGCAGACGAUGAGCAUGAUGAGGAAGAAGAAGAGGAAGAGGAUGAGGAGGACGACGAAGAAGAUGUGGACAAGUCGGACGAAACGCAAGAUGAGGACAAGCCAGACAUGGACCAACUGGAUGACAACACGCACCUCGCCAAGAAGAAGGGAACCAACCAGGAGGGGCAGCACACAAAAGGUCAACGAUUCACAUUCCACUGCAGCGACGGGUUCACAAAAAACAUUUCCACCAUAGCCACGGAGUUCUGCCAAUACAGAAAUUUGAAGCAGCUGAGGGUCCUCAUACUUGGCCAGCCAGGAGUGGGCAAAACAUUUAUUGCCAACAAAAUAUGCCACCACUACAAUUUGAACCUGUGUUCAAUCUCCUCCCUCAUUCAGGAGUUCAAACAGAGGGGGUACGAUUUUCCCGAGUACUACAAGCAGUACUUAAGUGAACUAAAUGACGAACAGGAGGGGAAGAAAAACAAGAAACAUGUAAAGGGGGGCGUAACGGGAAACUCCAAGCUGACCCUUCCAGACCUGACGUCCCUGUUUUAUCAAAAGCUGCAAAGCAACGAGUGCAAAUUUAGGGGCUUCGUUUUGGACUUCUUCCCGCGAAAUUAUGAAGAGGCGGAAUACUUCUUUGGGCGCCACGGGGGGAAUCUGACUGCGGACGGUAAUGAAGUGCAUCAGCCAGACGGGGACAGCACGAACGAGCUGGAGACGCAACAGAAGGGGGACGGCGAAACGAGCGCAGCAAAUGAGGUGGAUGAAGCGGAGGAGGUGGACGAAGGUCACACGCCAGGGAAAACCGACAACGACAUCACGCAGGCGACAACCCCUGAAGGAGGAAACACCUCAACGGGGGCUACUCCAAAAGGAGGCUCAAAGGAAAUCCCAGACGAGGCAAAUAAAAACGCCCCAUUGCCCGAAUUUGUCAUCGUGUUGAAGUCCCCUGAGGAGCUGUGCAGAAGCAGAAUGAUGAAUCUAGCAGAGGAAGAAAUAAUAAAAGAACACAACGACGAAAGCGGAUUUGACAGAAGACAUAAAAAAUAUGUAAAAGAAAAUUGCAGAAAUGAUUACUUUGAAUUUGAUCAGAAAAAGUCUAUUGAAGAUUAUUUCCUCGAAAGAGAGGUAGAAGUAUUCAAUGUUCAAAUAAAUGAAGACUCUUCAUUAGAUGAUAUACUCACAAAUAUAUACAUUUACAUGGAAAAAAAUGUUAAGUUUGAUAAUUUCCUUCCAUCUCGUGAGGAAAUGUUGAAAGACAAAUUGCAGCAAGAGGAGAAGGAACUUUGCCUCGAAAAGGAAAAACUUGUGAUGAAGGAAAAUCAACUCAUUGGGGAAGAGAUUAGCAAAAAUGAUGAAUUAAUAAAAGCAGAGAAAAAGAGACAGGAACUUCUUCUGGAACAUCAACAGCAGUACUUUCAUAACCAGUCUAUCCCCCUGAGAUUCUACUUGAUUAAGAAUAUUUUGCCCAUUUUAACAGACGCCCUGAUACACAUUUGUCGAACCAAGCCCAAGAACCCCUGUCUGCACAUCGCGCAGUAUUUGCUGGAAAACGCGCACAAGUACAACGUCGAGGAGGCUACGCUGGACAUGCUGCGAUUGGAAGAGUCGGGGUCUGACGCAGCGCGUGCCCACCGGGGUUGA
Molecule: messenger RNA, 2637 nt
Organism: Plasmodium fragile
Lineage: Eukaryota; Apicomplexa; Aconoidasida; Haemosporida; Plasmodiidae
Exons: 1
Coding region: 1-2637 (878 amino acids)
Biological process (GO): nucleobase-containing compound metabolic process
Cellular component (GO): cytoplasm
Molecular function (GO): ATP binding; AMP kinase activity
Source: RefSeq, a predicted model, not a curated record